CUUAGCACAGUCGCACUUUGCAAAUGUUCUUGAAACGUUGAAGUUCAUCUAAACAAAAUUUAAAAAUGAAUCAAAAUAUUCCGCUGCUCUUAGCAAUCAUCGCAUUGACUGGAGUCAAUUCGGAUGUUCAGCAACUCCCAGAAGUUCACGGCGAUAAGUUUUAUUAUUAUGGAUUUGGGAGCAACAUGUUAGCCAAGCGAAUUCACAUACAGAAUCCGACAGCUAAGAUUAUCGGUCCCGCACUCUUGGAGGAUUAUCGCGUCGACUUCAGCUUGGUCAGUAAGUUCUGGCAGGGAGCAGUGGCCACCAUAGUUCCGUCACCUGGUUCUAAGACUUGGGGCACCUUAUGGGAGAUCGAUCUUACCAACUUACCGGACAUUGAUAACCAAGAACGUGUCCAUCUUGGCUGGUAUAAACCUGUUAGCGUGCAAGUGAAACUGCAAAACAAUGCCACAGAGAUCCCAGCACGUCUUUAUGUAAUAACGAAUGAACCCAAAGGCAAUGUUCACGAUUUGCCACCAAGUGAAGUUCCUGAGGAUCGACAACCUUCGAAGACUUACCUCCAAGUGCUUGUGAAAGGUGCUAUUGAUAGCGGUCUUCCUGAGGAAUAUGUUACUUGGCUAAAAGGAUUUAAACACAACAAUCAAACGGUGCAACAUUUGGAGGAACUUCUCGAGCUGCAAUCGGUUCAGUUGUAAAUGUGUAGUGUAAAAAUAGAAAUACUCACACGAUGUUAAUGACGAUUAAAAUAGCUCACAAAA
Molecule: messenger RNA, 761 nt
Organism: Drosophila sulfurigaster albostrigata
Lineage: Eukaryota; Metazoa; Arthropoda; Insecta; Diptera; Drosophilidae
Product: gamma-glutamylcyclotransferase-like
Exons: 2
Coding region: 66-698 (210 amino acids)
Molecular function (GO): gamma-glutamylcyclotransferase activity
Source: RefSeq, a predicted model, not a curated record